CAGACGUCUCUGCGCGUCGUCCUCCUCGUCCUCCUGGUUGCCCGCUUUCGGCCGGAGUCCGUUCGCAGCCGUCGCCAUGCUGCCCGUCGCGGUCCUGCGCCGUCCCGGCCUGCGCUGCCUCGUCCGUCAGGCCCGCGCCUACGCUGAGGCUGCGGCUGCGCCGGCCCCGGCUGCGGGCCCGGGCCAGAUGUCCUUCACCUUCGCCUCACCCACGCAGGUAUUUUUCAAUGGUGCCAACGUCCGGCAAGUGGACGUUCCCACGCAGACGGGAGCCUUUGGCAUCCUGGCGGCCCACGUACCCACCUUGCAGGUGCUGCGGCCGGGGCUGGUUGUUGUCCACGCCGAGGACGGCACCACCUCCAAAUACUUUGUGAGUAGCGGCUCCGUCACAGUGAACGCUGAUUCCUCAGUGCAGCUGUUGGCUGAAGAGGCCGUGACCUUGGACAUGCUGGACGUGGGGGCCGCCAAGGUGAACUUGGAGAAGGCGCAGUCGGAGCUGUCAGGGGCAGCAGACGAGGCCUCCAGGGCCGAGAUCCAAAUCCGCAUCGAGGCCAACGAGGCCCUGGUGAAAGCUCUCGAGUAGGCGGUCCGUGGCCCUUGCCAGCGGGGAAACCGAGGCCCAGGACCGGACCGGGGAUGUCCCGGGCAGGCUGAACCAGCUCGCGUGGGUCGUCUGAUUGGGGGUGGGGAAGUGGGGAGAGAGGGGCCUCGAGCCACCUGGGGGAGUCUUGGGCGGAGGGAGCGGUCUUGCCAAGAGGCCGCCAGGGGGCAGCACACUGUCAGGCCUCCUAGCGAAGGGGGGCUUGCUGAGACCCUGCUCUGCGUCUCACCCUUCCAGCCGCUCCCCCCACCCCGCCCCAACCCGACGUGCCACCCACUUUCUCUCUAACCUUGUAGACUCUGCUGUGGAGCCCUCAGCUCCUCGUCCUGCCCCUGGGACAGCCCGCUCCCAGCUUGAGCCCCCCAUUAAAAACCAGGGACCUGA
Felis catus (domestic cat) is the source of this 985-nucleotide messenger RNA. It is a transcript of the gene ATP5F1D, whose product is annotated as ATP synthase F1 subunit delta. NCBI's taxonomy places the organism in Eukaryota, Metazoa, Chordata, Mammalia, Carnivora, Felidae. Gene Ontology annotation, molecular function: proton-transporting ATP synthase activity, rotational mechanism. The transcript has 4 exons. Gene Ontology annotation, biological process: proton motive force-driven ATP synthesis. The coding region runs from base 77 to 583 and encodes 168 amino acids. The record is from RefSeq and is a predicted model, not a curated record.